AUGGGGCUGAAGCCGAUUAUCCCCAAAAGAGUCUUUGCUAUGAGCGGAGUAGAAGUCUCACAGUCUGAAGAGCUAAUCAGAGGUAAAUGCAUUAUUAAAGGUCAAUUGUUGGAUGUGUUGUUUGAUUCGGGUGCUACGCACUCCUUUGUUUAUGUGAAAUGUGUGAAGAAUCUGGGAUUGCAUGUGACUGAAUUGCCAUGCAAUGUUGUGGGACUUCGAGGUAGACUUGAUUUAUUUGCCUCUCUCCCAAUUAGACGUGAUUUUGGAGAUGGAUUGGCUAGCUGCCAACCAUGUGCUGUUGGAGAGAAGACAUUGGUUUUUGGUGCGAUAAUGACAGAGAUUUCAAGGCUUUUGAGCCAAAGUACAUGGGAGAACACGGUGAGUGCUAAGGCCUUCAUGGUCAUGUUCUCAAUGGAGGCCGAAAAUGUGGUGGAGUCGAAGUAUAUCAUAGUAGUGAGGAAUUUCUUAGAAGUUUUCCCUGAAGAUGUCUCAAAAUUACCGCUCGAGCGGGAGAUAGAGUUCUCCAUUGACCUCAUUCCGAGAGCAAGCUCGAUUUCUGUGGCACCAUAUAGGAUGUCACCAGUGGAGUUGGAAAAGGUCAAGAAGUAA
Abrus precatorius (Indian licorice) is the source of this 609-nucleotide messenger RNA. RefSeq lists its product as uncharacterized. The record is from RefSeq and is a predicted model, not a curated record. The transcript has 2 exons. NCBI's taxonomy places the organism in Eukaryota, Viridiplantae, Streptophyta, Magnoliopsida, Fabales, Fabaceae. The coding region runs from base 1 to 609 and encodes 202 amino acids.